AGAAUUGCUUGACUUCCUCUGUUUCCACCCUUUCUGGCCUGGCGGCGGAUAGGGAGUAGCACGCUUUCCACCGACGGAAGAAGGUGUCAUCGACUCUUUUCGUUGGUGUGUACAACAGCCAUCAACGAAGCACGAGUCGUAGUCCCGCAUCUUUUUUUUGUAGAGUAAAACAUACACACCGACGCAACGGAUUCCGGUAUGAACAAGUCCGACUUCAAGAAGGCCGUGGCGGACAGCGAGGCCCCGACGCCGGGGUACCUUUACCGGGAUAUGGCCAGCUGGACCUACUUGGAUUACGCCACACAGCUGCAGCUCAUCAAGGCGCUCUUCGACAAGCUACAGAACAAAAACAGCGCCUUUGUGCUCUACAAGGCUCUCCACCUCAUCAAGGUGCUGUGCGAGACCGGCCAAGAAGGAUUUCAGAAGGAGUUGCAGCUGAGCAAGUACGCCAACGUCGUAAAGGACUUCACCACGUACCGUGGGCCGCUUGAUGUCAAGUACGCCGACAGCUGGAAUGAGAAGGUGCGAUGCGAAGCGCAGGCUGCUCUCGAGGCGAUCUUUCAAACGCGCACGGCAGCCUCGAUGGGUCCGACAACGUUAAGCGGAGGUGCGAACGGCGACUGGAGUGGCGCCGGCAAUUCAGCUGUCGAGCAGAAAGCCGUGAAGGGCACGUGGGGCAGCGGCAGCGGCACCGAACCUGUCCUGCCGAGCUUUUCUACCUCAAGUCCAUGCGGUGGUAACAGUUUUCUUCGUGAUCCACCACCGCAGGUGGGCGGACCGUCGUCGUCCUUUGACGCCCCGUCGUCGCACAUCGGCGAGAUGCCGUCAGAGAAUAGGUGGGCGGCGCAUCGGCGCGAAGUGGCGGCCCUCGGCUCCUCGCGCGCUGCCUCGACGGCGGACAAGCCGAGUAAAACACUGCUGCAGCAACUCGCCUCGACGGCAAAGUCGGGCAUGAGUUUAAUCACGCAAUUUGAAAUAUUGAAGGGCAAGCAGGAGCGCCUCUACGGAGACCAAUUUGGGCAGGCUGCGCGUGCGACGACGCGGCAGGAGGGCGUUGCGGGGCACCUUGGCGGGGGACGCGGCGUGGACGAAGUGGGAAGUUAUCAGCCGGUGGGCGUCAGCGUGCCGAUGCGUAUGGGUGAAGCUGUCGAGCACCUUUCAACGCGACCGCCGUCGAUGACGCCUGUCCUGGAUGAUCAGCGCGCCUCGUCCGCCUCAUCCUCUCCCCCGCGGUCGCAUCCGCAAACACGCGGCGGGAGUGCCGUGUCGCUCCCCUCUGGACCUUCCUCACCUGCGCCGCAGUCGAAUGCCUCCCACGACGCGGCGGAGGAGCUCAUCCACUCCUUUGCCUGUCUGAAGCAGGUCCCAUCACGUGUCGACCUCUCGCGCCUUCUGCGCGUCAUGGGCGAGUCCGCAGAUGCGCGGGAGCAGGCGGAUGCGUCUUUGGGAGCGUACGGCGUACAACUCGCCUCUGCGCUCGGCGUGCAUCUUGUGAAGGAGAAACCGUGGCAGGAGCGACGCAACGCGUUGGCCUCGUUGGAAGCGGUGCUGCGUGGUUCCUCCGCUGCCAUUCAUGACGGCGUGGCGGACUUCUACGCACGUCAGCCGCACCUUGUCCAGGCGAAUUGCAGCGUUGUGCAGGCCAGUCUGAAGGAGAAGGCGGGAAGGGUUGCGCAGCUGUUGAACAUUCCAGCCGUGCCAAUUUCUGCAGCUCCUACUGCACCUUCAAUAAAGGAUCGAGGCAUCGUGCCGAAUGCGGCGCCUACUGAAGCGUCUGCUCCGCAGCGAAGUCACUUUGAGGAUCUGCUGGGCGGCAGCACCCCACCCGCUGCGGCACCAUCGUCGUCGUCGUCGUCUCCAAAUCCGUCGGCAGCCUCUUCGCUGCCCCAGACAGCUUUGCGGAGUGCUGGUGGGCACGACAGCACCUUCGAGGGGAUGACGAUUCGGCCUGGCGGCUCCAGCAGUCUCCGCCGCGGCGAUCCACCGGGUGAUGCGCUCGACCCACCCAGCGAUACAAACCGAAUUAGCUUCGGCGGCGACGACACGGGUCGGCCGCAGCGGCGCACCAACCGAGUUGCGACAGUCGCUGCGGAGAUGCCCGUUGCGGGUUCUGGUGAGCGGCGAACCGGAGAGAGUGCAGUGAACGGAGGUGGCGGUGCUGGCUCUAUUCAGGUGUUGCGCCACUGCGGUGGUAAUAGCAGUGGCAACAUGGCCACGGCAACAGCAGCUGGAACAACCGCCGCACAACAACGAACCCAGCAGCAGCAUGUCAAUGUGAACAAAACAGACUGCGAUUUAGACAAUCUGCUGGGCCUCUCUCCCCCGGCGACGGCAGCACCGCCAACUUCCUCUGCAAACGCUACAUCGACGACGCUGGACGACCUGUUCGGUGGUCAGCCAACAACUAUAUCCCCUGCUUCCUUGUCGUCCGCCAACAAGAGCAGCAAAGCAGGGACGGACGACCUCUUCGUUGACUCCAUAUCACCGUCAUUUGCACCGCCGUCUCUGUCCAACGUGCCGUCCCCACACAUCGCCUCUGCGGCCCAGCUGGCGCGUAUUCAAGGCUUAAUGGAGUACCUUGAAACACGCUACGACCCGGCGGCAAUGACUGAGCUGGAGCGACUGAUUCUGCAACGUCAGCAGGCGCUGCAACAGAUGACGACACAUCAAGGAAGUGCAGAGGAAGUGAUGGGCCCCGGGCCGCGAGCAGCUCAGCCGCACCGCCAGUUUCAGCUGGGUGGUCCGCGAAGUGGGCCAAUGAGUGAGCGUCAGCAGGCCAACAGCCAGUUUGCGGAUGUGCAAGCUGAAAUGAAGCGUAAGCUGGAUCUCUGA
Molecule: messenger RNA, 2832 nt
Organism: Leptomonas pyrrhocoris
Lineage: Eukaryota; Euglenozoa; Kinetoplastea; Trypanosomatida; Trypanosomatidae
Exons: 1
Coding region: 199-2832 (877 amino acids)
Cellular component (GO): trans-Golgi network membrane
Source: RefSeq, a predicted model, not a curated record